Messenger RNA from Bubalus bubalis (water buffalo), 2147 nucleotides. Its product is annotated as NADH-cytochrome b5 reductase 2. NCBI's taxonomy places the organism in Eukaryota, Metazoa, Chordata, Mammalia, Artiodactyla, Bovidae. The coding region runs from base 211 to 1032 and encodes 273 amino acids. The transcript has 8 exons. Gene Ontology annotation, molecular function: oxidoreductase activity; FAD binding. Gene Ontology annotation, cellular component: mitochondrion. The record is from RefSeq and is a predicted model, not a curated record.
CUCUGCCUAGCUUCUUUCAGGCACAGUCCAGCUUUCACACGUGCCUUUGGUGUGGCAAGGAUUCCGCCGUGCCUGAGGGCUGUCCUGCCCAUGGCAGGCAGGACCUGAGGGGCCUGCUCACACUGUGUCCAGGAGGACCCGUCCCUGCUCUUCGCUGUCACUGUUAUUGGGAUCACUGUGCUCCUGUUUGCCCUGAAGAGCAAGAACGUGAUGAAGAGUCGUCACAUCACCUUACAGAACUCUGAUACCAAGUACCCGCUGCCUUUGAUUGAGAAAGAGCAAAUCAGCCACAACACUCGGAGGUUCCGCUUUGGACUGCCCUCCCUGGACCAUGCCUUAGGGCUUCCUGUAGGUAACUAUGUUCAUCUCUUGGCCGAAAUUGAUGGGGUUCUGGUGGUCAGGGCUUACACACCUGUGUCCAGUGAUGACGACCUAGGCUUUGUGGACUUAAUCAUCAAGAUCUACUUCAAAAAUGUACAUCCUAAUCACCCAGAAGGGGGGAAGAUGACUCAGUACUUGGAGAACAUGAAAAUUGGGGACACCAUCCUUUUUCAAGGGCCAUCUGGGUGCCUGUUCUAUCAUGGGUCAGGGAAGUUUGUAUUCAAGCCAUACAAAACGAGUGAGCCUGAAACUAAACUGGUGCGUCACCUGGGAAUGAUUGCUGGGGGCACAGGGAUCACGCCCAUGCUGCAGCUCAUCCGCUGCAUUGCCAGGAAGCCUAGUGACAAGACCGUGAUGUCCCUCAUCUUCGCCAACCAGACAGAGGAGGAUAUCUUGAUGAGAAAUGAGCUUGAAGAAGUUGCCAGAACUCAUCCAACGCAGUUCAACCUGUGGUACACACUGGACAGGCCUCCUGUUGACUGGAAGUACAGCUCAGGCUUCAUUACCAAGGACAUGAUCAAGGAGCACCUCCCUCCGCCUGGGAAGUCCACGCUCAUCCUGGUGUGUGGUCCACUGCCCCUGAUCCAGACAGCUGCGCACCCUAACCUGAAGAAACUGGGUUAUACCAAGGACAUGAUUUUCACCUACUAAAGCCUCUCUUGCUCUUUCCAAAUUUGCCCGGUCUUGUUCAUGGUUCACAGUGAGCUCAACUUCACCACAGUAAACUGGGAAGUAUCCAAAGACCCUUGUCAUGGACCCUCGGGUGCGCUGGCACUCCUCUCUUUUGGUGUGGUUCAAGAGGCAGGAGAUAAAGGGGCUUCUGGGGCCUCCUUGCCUGGUGAGGUUUGAAGGCACUCCCUUUCAGUAUCUUUUCCCAUAGUUUAGUGAGAUAAAAUUCAGUGCAAGGCAGAUAGCCCAUGAGUGAGGGUCUGAGGGUGACCGGCUGGACAGGUAGAAGGCCUUGGCUUGCUCCACAUCUGAACUGGCAUCUUGUGCCUUGGGAGGUCAGAACUGUCAAAAAUGCUGGGGCAGAACUCCAGCAGAAUCCAAGCGGGGUCACGUCAACUUGUGAUCAUUUCUCUUGACCCCCUUUUUUCUAGAGUGCAGUUUUUAAGGUAGACCUAUUAGAGUGCUCAGGCGCCCUCCACGUGCACUCUUCCUUCUCUUGUAGGAGACCCUUGAAAUGCAAACAGUGUUUAAAAUACACAUCAGGGCAGUAGUCAAGGUGGGCCCCGGGAAUCCUAGAUUCCUUGUACUCGGCACAACAAAUGGAGGUAAGAGGUGCAUCUUUGUUAGCGUCCUCUAAAUGCGAAGUCCUAUUCUGGAGUGCGGGGUGGGUUAGGGGUGGUUAUUACAAAUACCUGUGUAUUAACUUUGUAUCCUUCAACUUCACUGAAUUCACUGAUAAACUCCAGUAACUUUCUGGUCCUGCCUUUAGUACUUUCUAUAUAUAGUCAUCUGCAACAGUGAGUUUCAAUUCUUUUUCAAUUUGGAUUCAUUUCCUUUUUCUUUGAUUGCUGCAGCUGGGACUUCCAAAACAGUUGGAUAAAAAAGGUGAGAAUGGAUAUCUUUGUUUUGUUCCUGAUCUUUGAGGGAAUGCUGUCAGCUUUUCACUGUUGAGUAUGAUGUUAGCUAUACCUAGCCAUGAAAAGCUAUGUAUAGCCUUUAUUAUGUUGAUGUAUAUCCUUCUAUGCCCACUUUCUGGAGAAUUUUUAUCAAAUGGAUGUUCAAUUUUAUCAAAAGCUUUUUGUGCAUCUAUUGAGAUG